ACGUGGCCGCCGCCUGUCCCCGCGAAGGAGGCGCCGCAGCCGGAGAUGGCGGCCGUGCUGAGCGCGGAGCGGCUCGAGGUGUCGGUAGACGGCCUCACGCUGAGCCCCGACCCCGAGGAGCGGCCCGGCGCGGAGGGCGCCCCGCUGCUGCCGCCCCCGCUGCCGCCGCCCGCGCCCCCCGGAGCCGCUCGGGGCCCGGGCGCCGCGGGGCCGCAGCCCGAGCCCGGGGAGGCGGCGGCGGCGGCGGCCGGGGGCGCGGCGGCGGAGGCGCGGCGGCUGGAGCAGCGCUGGGGCUUCGGCCUGGAGGAGCUGUACGGCCUGGCGCUGCGCUUCUUCAAAGAGAAAGAUGGCAAAGCCUUUCAUCCAACUUAUGAAGAAAAACUGAAGCUUGUGGCCCUACAUAAACAGGUUCUUUUGGGCCCAUAUAAUCCAGACACUUGUCCCGAGGUUGGAUUCUUUGAUGUGUUGGGGAAUGACAGGAGGAGAGAAUGGGCAGCUCUGGGAAACUUGUCCAAAGAGGAUGCCAUGGUAGAGUUUGUCAAGCUCUUAAAUACGUGUUGCCAUCUGUUUUCAACAUAUGUUACAUCCCACAAAAUAGAGAAGGAAGAGCAAGAAAAAAAAAGGAAGGAAGAGGAAGAACGAAGGCGCCGUGAAGAAGAGGAAAAAGAACGUCUUCAAAAGGAGGAAGAGAAACGGAGGCGGGAAGAAGAGGAGAGGCUUAGAAGGGAGGAAGAAGAGAGGCGACGAAUAGAAGAAGAGAGGCUUCGGUUGGAGCAGCAAAAGCAGCAGAUAAUGGCAGCCCUAAACUCGCAGACUGCUGUGCAGUUCCAGCAGUACGCAGCCCAGCAGUACCCAGGGAACUACGAGCAGCAGCAGAUUCUCAUCCGCCAGCUGCAGGAACAGCACUAUCAGCAGUACAUGCAGCAGCUGUACCAAGUCCAGCUUGCACAGCAGCAGGCAGCAUUACAGAAACAACAGGAAGUAGUAGUGGCUGGGGCCUCUGUGCCUACAUCAUCAAAAGUGAAUGCAGCUGUAGCAGGUGAUGUCCUGUCAGUUAAUGGACAGGCCAAAACCCACACUGACAACUCUGAGAAAGAGCUUGAGCCAGAAACUGCAGAAGAAGCCCUGGAGAAUGGACCAAAAGAAUCUUUUCCAGUGAUUGCAGCCCCAUCCAUGUGGACGCGGCCACAGAUCAAAGACUUCAAAGAGAAGAUUCGGCAGGACGCAGAUUCUGUGAUCACAGUGGGCCGAGGAGAAGUGGUCACCGUUCGAGUUCCCACCCAUGAGGAAGGAUCCUAUCUCUUUUGGGAAUUUGCUACAGACAGUUAUGACAUUGGGUUUGGGGUGUAUUUUGAAUGGACAGAUUCUCCAAACACUGCGGUCAGUGUGCACGUCAGCGAGUCCAGUGAUGAUGAGGAAGAGGAGGAAGAAAACAUCACCUGUGAAGAGAAAGCCAAAAAGCACGGCAGCAAGCCGGUGCUGGACGAGAUCGUGCCUGUGUACCGACGGGACUGUCACGAGGAGGUCUAUGCCGGCAGCCACCAGUACCCGGGGAGAGGGGUCUACCUCCUCAAAUUUGACAACUCCUACUCGUUGUGGAGGUCCAAAUCCGUCUACUACAGAGUCUAUUACACUAGAUAAAGGCGGUGCUGCGCGGUGGAGUCUGGGCGUGGCGAAGACGGCGUUUACUUUCUUUUGGCUUUGGUGGGACACUGGAGUUGUGUUUCCCUAUUCUUUUUGGUCUGAUGGUAUGAACUCUUGUGGAGUCGGGAUUUCCUUGAGACGCUCUCGCAGUCAUCCUCGGGGGCUGAAGGGGGUCCCUCUGACUCCUGAGCCCCUGGGUGCUGACCAGCACAUGCACCAGUGGAUGUGAAGUUACAGGAGCUCCGUGUUAGAUACUCAGUCACCAGAAUAAAAUGGCCAGGGCAGACCGGGGGGGCUGCUGCGCGCACAGGGGUCCCUCCAGAGCCCAGAACUGCAGCGCCCUCUAGUUACAUGCUUACUUUGUAGUCCACAUCCUGUGCCGGGGCUGGGGUCCAAGGUCACCAAUUUGAAACUUAAGACUCUCAAGACCUCACACAGUGUACUAGAGACAGACAGACAUUGCCUCAGUCUUGCUCUGAACAACCCAGAUUAUUUUUGCUUUGAGGCAGCUGUUCAGUUACGUUACAGAGAAUUAUUUUCUGAGAUUGUCUGAAAGUUAGAAUGCUCAAACCCAGUAGAACCCCGUAGGUAACUGGAGUAUGUAGACGCAUAGAACACCUCAGACUUCUUCCUUGCGAGUCCCCGUCACUCAGGCCUUUCCAUCCAUAGCACACCACCAGUCAAAACAAAACGAAACAAGUCAGAUUGGAAGUUGUCUGCACAAACUGUACAGUUAGGGGUUUCCAAACUCAGAGUGGCACCCACUAAAUUAAACUAGGUCACUACCCUCCACCAUCCGGGUGUGGAAUAUUAGAAUUGGAAAAGCAUAUGCCCAGUCUCAAGUUUGCAACUCUAAUCUGUACUAUGUCUUUAUUGAUGGAAGAGGUACAUCUUUGUUUUUGUAUUUUUACCAAAAACAAACAAGGAUUAAUUGCUUCAAAUUUGUGGAAUUGA
Molecule: messenger RNA, 2598 nt
Organism: Perognathus longimembris pacificus (Pacific pocket mouse)
Lineage: Eukaryota; Metazoa; Chordata; Mammalia; Rodentia; Heteromyidae
Gene: Acbd3
Product: acyl-CoA binding domain containing 3
Exons: 8
Coding region: 46-1641 (531 amino acids)
Cellular component (GO): Golgi membrane
Molecular function (GO): fatty-acyl-CoA binding
Source: RefSeq, a predicted model, not a curated record